Gloeophyllum trabeum ATCC 11539 is the source of this 1480-nucleotide messenger RNA. RefSeq lists its product as uncharacterized. Lineage: Eukaryota; Fungi; Basidiomycota; Agaricomycetes; Gloeophyllales; Gloeophyllaceae. The record is from RefSeq and is a predicted model, not a curated record. Bases 84 to 1334 code for a protein of 416 amino acids. The transcript has 6 exons.
CUGCAACUGCCCCCACCGCUAAAUCCACCAAGGCCCCGGCCCAACCAUCUAUUACUGAAGUGGACGAUGAAGACGCACAUUUCAUGCGCAAUCGUUCUGUUACGGGUUGGAAGAAGAUAGAGGAAAUUGUGAAGGAGAAAGAGAGAAGCUCCCCCGCCCUUGACGACCAAAGCUCGGGGGCGGACACAGAUGGAGACGUAUGGGAAGUGAAUGACUCGCCACGGACGAAGAAGAAGAAGAGAUCGCAAAGUAAUAAGCCAUUGCCGAGCUGGACCAGGACGAAGAUAGUCAACUUGCUGUCAUCCGAUGAUGAUGACGACGACGAAGACGCCCUGCAAAGCAUCGACAAUGUGACCCCGAGGAGGCGAGCUGAGCGUCAAACUCAGAAACGCCAGAAGCGACAGCGUAGUCGAUCCAGGUCAAUAACCCCACCUCCGCCGCUGUCCCUUCUCCAGAUCCAGAAUGCUAGAAAUCUUGUGCGACAAGCUCUCGACAUUGGCCCUCGGCCUGUGUCACCAACGGCAUUUGACGACGAGGGCGACUCUGCUGACACGGUAACACUGGAUCCGGAGCUCAUGGCAAUAGCAAGGGAAGUCGAGAGCCAGGCGAAGUCCUUCGUCAAGGACGCUUCCAUCGACCAAGAGCUUGGGGGCGGGCCGGAAGUGGUUACAAUUCGCGUGAGAUGGCAGCCUCACCCCGAAGACGACGCCGGACGAAGCGAACUCUGGACUUUCAAGAUGAAGCGCCACGAUACAUUCCAACGGCUAUUUGAAGAAACGGCAGACGAGGCUGGUAUCCUCGUGGAUAAUCUCAUCGUCACACAUAGCGGCAAACAAGUAUUCUCGCCGUCCACUCCGCAUAUCUCAGGGAUUUGGGCGGAAGCAGAGCUGGUUGCCUGUGAGAAGACGACAUAUGAAUACAUAAGAACCCACCGCCUCGACAUCGGCGCACCCGGGGCCGACAAGGAUGACAAGUGGCCUCCCCCGACACGCUCUCCUAGCGCUGGAUUCGGAUCCGACGCUGAAUCAGACUCCGGGGUUGAGUCCGAGUCUCAAGCCGAGGACAAGUUCAAGCUUGUCCUCCGCUCAGCAGUCACUGACAAGAUCACCGUCACUGUCCGACCGACGACCACAUGUGCUGCGAUCGUGAAGGCCUUCCUAAAGUCUGCGGGGCUCACAGAGAAGUAUCAGGGAGCCAAGGGUAAGGGCAGGAAGAAGAAGACUGUGAGCAAUAUGCCCACACUGGUGGUUGACGGCGACAAGAUGGAUCCUUCCUCCGAGAUUGGGGAGGCAGGCUUGGAGGAUGGCGAUUGCAUCGAUGUUGUUGGGCUAUGAUCCAUCAUUCUUUCGCGGUGCAGGUCGUCCUUUUUCUUUACGGGCUUUGCUGUUUCUUCGUUGUCUGCCAGUGUACUCUAGUUAACAUACCAGUGGGUGAUGAUUGCAUCUAGUUGCACCCAUCGGAGAGAGCCAGACGUGGCAGG